UGUCUCCUCGCGCGAGAUCUGCGUCUGAAUUCCAUGUUCGUUAUCUGCGCUGCGUUUCGCUCUGCAGGAACUUCUCCGGCGUCAUGUUGUCUCGUUUACUCAAAGAUCAUCAGGCCAAGCAAAACGAACGCAAAGAAAUACAAGAAAAAAGGAGGAGGGAAGCUGUUGCAGCCGCUACACGUCUCACGGAGGCCCUGGUGGAUCAUCUUAAUGUUGGAGUGGCUCAGGCAUAUGUGAAUCAGCGGAAACUGGACAAUGAGGUAAAAACGCUGCAGAUCCAGGCUGCCCAGUUUGCCAAACAGACGCAACAGUGGCUUGGUAUGGUGGAUAACUUCAACCAGGCUCUCAAGGAAAUCGGUGACGUUGAGAAUUGGGCAAGAAGCAUUGAGAUGGACAUGAGAACGAUCGCCACUGCCCUGGAAUACGUCUAUAAAGGACAGCUGCAGCCUGCAACAUGAAGCAUCGACUGUGAACCUGAAAACCGGGCAUUUUGAGAGGAAGAGAAGCGUCCUCACACUUUAAAUCUGACAUUCUUAAACAAUCUGGAAAGCAGGGCCUUCCAACAGGAUGGUUACACUCAUCCUGCAGUGCCCUUCUCGCUGGGGACUCUCCACCCACUGCGCUGACUGUUAAUUACAAUAUCCAAAGCUUGAACGCAGUUAUGCGUUGACUUGUUUUCCCAGAGUGCAACUAUCUAGGAACGAUUAUGUACAAAUGCCAAAAGUCUGGAAUAAAAUAUAUACAAGCCAUUUCAUUUUCCACUGCUAAAAUAAUUUGUUUUGAGUCUUUGGUUGUUAUUGGCAAAUUUUCUUUUAAAAGGACACCAGAGAGCGUUCUUGGUAGAAAUACUCAGUGGACGACUGCCCGGUUGAAACCAAACUAAUUGCGUUUUGAUCCGAUUUCCCCACAAGCUCUGUCCUCUGUGCCAAACAGUUCACAUUGCACGUUGCUGUCUUUGGUGCCCUUGUAUUUAUUUGUCCAGCCUGAGGACAUUGUUACGUUUCCUUCCUGCAGUCUAUUGUCUGCGAUGAUGUCAAUUGCCAGACGACCGCUAUCACUUCUCCCUUUUGGAGUGUACUGUCACUCGAGUGACCUCCCUUGCCAGACUUUACACAGCAGCUGCUGCUUGCCUCUUCCUGUGAUGCAUUCUUGAUGGAUGGCCUCAUUCGCCAGUUUGUUCUUUUUAUCUGUUGCUUUUCCUUUCUGCAGUUUGUCAAGCAGUUAACUUGAUUUCCCAGCCUCUUGUCUGGGAAAGCGACUUCUUUCUGUUCUUAUUAAGGUAGACCUCACUUGUGCUCAGUUGCUGACAUUCCAGAAAACGUGGGAUCCGUAAAAUAAAUGGUUUUUUUUUGUCUAAAUGAGCCGAUCUUUCGUGUCAACGUACAAUAUUGCCCCACCCAAAAGCAUCUCCACAUACUGAUGUAUAUAAAUUAACAACUAAAAGUUAUUCUUGGUACAUACUUAACCAUGUAAGAUGAUAAGUAACACAGAUGCAAAUAAAUUCACUGUUUACCGAU
Hemiscyllium ocellatum (epaulette shark) is the source of this 1517-nucleotide messenger RNA. It is a transcript of the gene bloc1s1, whose product is annotated as biogenesis of lysosomal organelles complex-1, subunit 1. The record is from RefSeq and is a predicted model, not a curated record. Gene Ontology annotation, biological process: endosomal transport. The transcript has 4 exons. Lineage: Eukaryota; Metazoa; Chordata; Chondrichthyes; Orectolobiformes; Hemiscylliidae. The coding region runs from base 84 to 458 and encodes 124 amino acids. Gene Ontology annotation, cellular component: BLOC-1 complex.